This is a messenger RNA of Malassezia globosa CBS 7966, 207 nucleotides long. RefSeq lists its product as uncharacterized. The transcript is spliced from 4 exons. Gene Ontology annotation, cellular component: cytoplasm; nucleus. NCBI's taxonomy places the organism in Eukaryota, Fungi, Basidiomycota, Malasseziomycetes, Malasseziales, Malasseziaceae. The record is from RefSeq and is a predicted model, not a curated record. The coding region runs from base 1 to 207 and encodes 68 amino acids. Gene Ontology annotation, biological process: protein modification process; mRNA splicing, via spliceosome. Gene Ontology annotation, molecular function: protein binding; protein tag activity.
AUGCGCAUGAUUGAAGUAAUAGCAAAUGACCGCUUGGGACGGAAAGUACGUGUCAAGUGCAGUCCCGAAGACACAGUGGGUGAUCUGAAGAAACUGAUUGCGGCCCAGACUGGUACCGCCCCGCAUAAAUCGUACUCGACGUUUAAAGAUCAUAUUACACUGGCCGACUAUGAAAUUCAUGACGGCGAUUCAUUAGAGCUGCAUUGA